This is a messenger RNA of Daucus carota subsp. sativus, 1399 nucleotides long. RefSeq lists its product as uncharacterized. The record is from RefSeq and is a predicted model, not a curated record. Lineage: Eukaryota; Viridiplantae; Streptophyta; Magnoliopsida; Apiales; Apiaceae. The transcript is spliced from 4 exons. The coding region runs from base 120 to 1154 and encodes 344 amino acids. Gene Ontology annotation, molecular function: nucleic acid binding.
UAAAUAGGAAUGAGAAAGGGGCGUAAGGUUUAGCGUGGGAAGAGAUAAGGAGGAGGGAGGGGGUUUAUUCCUUCCCCUCGUCUCUUAAACCUUCUUGCUCGCCUCGUGUGUACCAGACAAUGGAGUCUACAAACUCAGGCAGCGUGGAUGCACAUGUGGACCCUUUCUUGCUUGAAGCUCUUCAAAACCCUCGCCAUCGUCUUACUAUUCUGCGAAUGGAGCUCGAUAUUCAGAAGUUUUUGCGGAAUUCUGAUCAACUAGAGUUUGAAUUCCAACAUUUCCCGACUUCUUAUCUUCGUCUUGCUGCACAUCGUGUCGCUCAGCACUAUGGUCUGCUCACCAUGGUUCAGGAUAACUUCUUGGAUGGCCAGGGAAUGCGAAUAGUGGUCAAGAAAACAGCCGAAAGCAUAUAUCCUCGUGUUUGUUUGUCAGAUGUACCUAUCAAACAGUCUGAAAAUGACAGCACUGCGCAGAAAAAAAUUGUCAUACAAUCAAGGCCCACAAGUGCCUCCUCAAGUGACAAUAUUGGUGGGUUGAGAAAGCAUAAUUCCAUUAAAUCCGUGGAGGUGAGAAAGGAGGAGUAUGACAGAGCACGAGCUCGUAUAUUCAGUGGUUCUUCUAGCUCCCCUGAAUCUGUAUCUCUGAAGCAUCAGAAUAAUGUCUACUCUACUGGGAUAGAAAAUGAAGGUUCAAGGAAUGAUGUCAUGGAUAUGGAGCGGAAUGUAACUAAUAGGGAAGGUGGUACAUCAUCCCGAGUAGCCAUUCUCAGGGACAGGGAGAAGGAUCUCAUAGAUCCAGAUUAUGAUCGCAGCUACCAGAGAUAUAACAGGAAUCUUCCUGAUAGUCAAAACUUUGGCUCGACACAAAUGCAUAUGCAGAAUUUUCAGUCUCCACCAUAUCUACAUUAUGAUACAGCUCUGCCACAGUUCGGACAUAUGCCAGACACUCAAGCUUCGCCCAGUUACUGUUACAGUAGCUUUGUCCAGAUCCCUUAUUAUGCUAGCAGACCAUAUCAGUCAUCAAUGGAUGCUGUUUAUGUGCAGGUGCCUUCUCCGGCUAUGAUGUAUCCACAAUCGUAUGAUCAGCUCAGGAAUGCUGUCUUGCAGGCACCUAUCUAUCAGCAGCCCCUAUGUUUUGAUUACACCAACUACUGAAUACAAUUGAAGGUUGCCCUUCAAUGCUGUCAAUAUUAUAUUCUUUCAUUUAGCUUUUCUCUUUUUGAACACCGGAGAAGAGGAUUAUCAGUCACAUUAUAUGUUUUGUUGGUUUACUUUUUGUUCUUUUCCAACAUUAUUAGUGACAUUUCAAAUAUUAUUGUUUUCUUAAGAGUAGUACUUGUUACUUCUCUAUUUUGUCUAAUUACCUAUACUGAUAGAUCAUUUGCGGUUCAUUUUUUUCA